UUCUCACAGAGUGAUUACGAGAGAAAUUUGCAGAGCCAAAGUGAAAGAGGAGGAAGGAGGAAGAAGAAGGAAGAACUGAACAGACCCAGGUUCGAAUCUCAAAGAAACCCAUUUUCAUCGCAAUUAACUGGAAGAAUCAACACCCAUUUCCACUCUGAAUCGACCCAGUUCUUCAUCUUGAGCUCAAAUUCCCUGCUCUUCACGGAUUUUGAUUCCCACCCUUUUUAAUUCUUCCCUGAGCUCAGAAAUGGAGCAGAUCAUGGCAGUCUACAAGAUUCAGACCUGUGGAAUAGUGUAGGCGCUUUGGGAGAAAGCGCUUGUCGCUAUUCCUGCUCUGUUUCUCUCCCACUCCACCUUUUCCUCUCUGUUUUUCAAGCUUUCGGCUCGCCGGAGCAUGGCUUUCCGGAGAAGAAUUGUGGGAAAUAUUGACCCAGUUAGGAAGAGAAGCGGUGGUUUGAGAACGAAGCAGGCAGGGAGAGGAUCGUGUCGUGGAAGUUAGAAAUUAGAAUGGGAAAUUUGAAAUAGCUUGAGAAAUAUACGGUCUCAUCAGCGCUUGAGCAUUUUAUGUUCUUGUUCUCUACUGUUUCGUGCAUGUUUUGUAUUGGGUAUUGUAUAAAAUUGCUUCGGUAGCUAUGAGGUUUUCGCUUAAAGAAACGCUCAAGGCUCUUUGUGGUUCGAAUCAGUGGUGUUAUGCUGUGUUCUGGAAGAUCGGUUGCCAAAAUUCCAAGCUCCUGAUUUGGGAAGAAUGCCAUUACCAGCUCUUACCCAGCUUUGAGUCAUCUGGAAGUGGGAGCUCCAAAUUACCCCUUGGGGAAUGGGAAGGAUGUUGGGGGUAUUCCCAAAGUUCCUCCUCACAACAGGCGAAUCGUGUGGACGACAAACUUUAUUCCUUAAUUAACAAGAUGAUGUUGAAUAAACAGAUUAGUUUAGUAGGUGAAGGGAUUGUUGGGCGAGCUGCGUUUACAGGAAACCAUCAGUGGAUUCUGUCAAGCAAUUAUACCAGAGAUGCUUAUCCACCAGAGGUUCUUAAUGAGUUGCAUCAACAAUUUUUAGCUGGAAUGCAGACCGUCGCAGUUAUUCCGGUGCUUCCUCAUGGAGUCGUACAGCUGGGCUCGUCCUUCUCGAUCAUGGAGAACUUGACAUUUGUAAACGACGUAAAGAGUUUGAUACUACAUUUAGGGUCUGUGCCUGGUGCUCUUCUUUCUGAGACGUAUGAUGGAAAAGACCCUUCUCGAAUGGCUGGACUUACGGACCCUUCUCGAAGUUGCGACGUGAUGGAUCCCUUAUUCAUGGAUGGCAAUUGCAACCCACAAGACAACUCAUUGCUAGCUUCUAGGUCCAAUCAGCCUUCUAAUUUGCUGUUUCAAGAGAUCUGGUCUAAUAAUCAUCUUGCUGCUUCUUCAACGUCGCAAAAAAAUCCUUACAUGACCCGAGCUCUGGCAAUUCCUCAUCAAAAUCUUGGUCUAUCAAACGAUACUUUAGCGAUGAAGCCGAGUCUCCCUUCAAGAGACGAUUUGGAGUAUGGACGUGUCAGAGCUGAAGUCAUUCUUCCAAAUACUGAGGCACGGUUUCACCAGCAUGGUUCUUCGAGUUCUUUGUACAACUCCCAAUCUGGUGUCUUUCUAUCGGCCGUUGCGCAUAGCAGCCUGAAAUUAGUGGGAAAUCAGAAUCUUUCAGCUGGCUUGAAUUCAUCAAAUACUUGUAACCCGUCUCAACUGGUGGCACCUGGUGGCAUAACGAUCGAUAACGAAAAUAGUUCCGUUACAACCAAUCAUCCAUUAGUUGAAAGCAAGCAGUCAAAGGAAACGAAAACUAUUGGUUCAAAGCCAUUUUCAGUUCCAGUCUCUGUUUCUGAUGACCGUCGAGCAACUGAAAAAGGUGUUCAUGGGGGCAAGCAGGGUGGAAUCGAGGUGCAAAAUGCUCUCGAUUCGAAGGCCGAUGAGGUUUCUUUAUCUGGUGGGCUAGGUUGUUCGGUUACGCCUAGUCAACGGUCACUAGAGAACUGUGGAAAAGCAAUUUUGGAAGCAGCCCCAUCAGCAGAUAAUGAUUUAUUUGAAGCUCUCAAUACUACAUGGACUCAACUGGAGAAUGUCGUGUCCUUGGAUGACUACAUGUCUGGUCUUGCUAAUGAUUACUCGAACCAUUUUAACGGAUUUGAGAGCUCGAGACUCCCGCAUAUUAAAAACGAACAAAUUUGUGCUCUACCCUCUUCAGGUGAUGACUUGUUCGAUAUUCUCGGUGUGGAGUAUAAGAAUAAACUUCUCAGUGACAACUGGAAUAGUUUAUCUGAGAGUCUGCACAACGAGGACAGGCAGAAUUCCAAUGCAUCUCAGAUAAUGAACGCGCUCGAGGCUGGCUUGAGCUCAAACGUCUCUUCUACAUGUAGAACGAUACCUGAAUCGGGAACCAAUUCAUUGACAGCCUCUGACCAACUUUUAGAUGCUAUAGUUUCCAGAGGUCACUCUGCCAUCAAGCAGAGUUCAGAUGAUAGCACUUCUUGUAGGACGACAUUGACUAAAAUCUGUAGCUCCUCGGGUCCGAGUAGCUUGAUUUAUGGACAGCCAAGUGCGCAGAGGGGAGUUUUCGGCGUCCCUAAGUCUCGGGGUGAAGUGGGGACGUUAGAUAAUAGCUCUUUCAGAUCUGGUUGUAGACAUAAUGAUUUGGCAAAUUGUUCUCAAAGUUCUUCAGUAUAUGGAUCUCAAAUCAGUUCAUGGGUUGAACAGGGAGAUAAUUUGAAGCGUGACAGUAGCGUGUCGACAGCCUAUUCUAAGAGGCCUGAUGAAGUGAACAAAUCGAGUCGUAAAAGGCUGAAACCGGGAGAGAACCCAAGACCAAGGCCCAAAGAUCGCCAGAUGAUACAGGAUCGCGUAAAGGAACUGCGGGAGAUCGUGCCAAAUGGAGCAAAAUGUAGCAUAGAUGCAUUACUCGAAAAAACCAUCAAGCAUAUGCUUUUCCUGCAAAGUGUCACAAAGCAUGCUGACAAGUUAAAACAGACAGGAGAGUCUAAGAUCAUCCGCAAAGAAGGCGGACACUUUUUAAAAGAUAACUUCGAAGGUGGGGCAACGUGGGCGUUCGAGGUUGGUUCACAAACUAUGGUCUGCCCAAUCAUAGUUGAAGAUUUGAAUCCGCCACGUCAAAUGCUCGUGGAGAUGCUUUGUGAAGAGAGGGGGUUCUUUUUGGAAAUAGCCGAUUUGAUCCGUGGUAUGGGCUUGACCAUACUGAAAGGUGUGAUGGAGGCACGAGACGACAAGAUAUGGGCACGAUUUGCCGUUGAGGCCAACAGGGACGUAACUCGAAUGGAAAUAUUCAUGUCGCUCGUUCACCUGUUGGAGCAGACACUGAAAGGCAACAACGUAUCAAUGGUAAACGCUAUAGAUAACAGCCAUAUGAUUGUUCACAACUCGUUCCCUCAGUCGACACCGAUCUCUGCAACUGGCAGGCCUGGUAGCUUGCAGUGAAAAGCUGCUUGCUCUACAAACGCUCAUGGGGAUGUUGAGAGCGAGCCCGGGUACGCUCGCUAUGACUAACAUGUUUCCAGUCCUAAGGUCUGUGGUUGCUCUAACCUUUUGGCUGAUUUCUUUCUAAACUGUUGUUAUAUUGAGAGGUGUAAUUUGCAUCUGAACUCAGUAUUUAGUUCAUCUUAGGAGUGUUGUUUUCGUGCUGUUCUUCAUUCCAAACCAUUUAUCCACUGAAAUGUUAACUGUAAAAGGUCAUAAAUUAUGGUGUGAUUGUAAUAUGAGUGAUGCUAAGAAGUCAUCCAUUAGUUGAAAUCUACACGAGUUUCAAAGAACAAUUGCUUAGUUCCAUGUUUAUUCUAACAUGCUUGCCCAACCUUUUGUGAAAUC
Messenger RNA from Cucurbita pepo subsp. pepo (vegetable marrow), 3845 nucleotides. Its product is annotated as transcription factor LHW. Gene Ontology annotation, biological process: regulation of DNA-templated transcription. Lineage: Eukaryota; Viridiplantae; Streptophyta; Magnoliopsida; Cucurbitales; Cucurbitaceae. The record is from RefSeq and is a predicted model, not a curated record. Gene Ontology annotation, molecular function: DNA-binding transcription factor activity; protein dimerization activity.